AAGAACAGACGCAGAGCGGACCAUGCCGACGCGCGCAGAGGGAAAUGGUGGGAGCGGGAAGACGGUGUGCGUCACCGGCGCCGGCGGGUACAUCGCCUCCUGGCUCGUGCAGCUCCUCCUCUCCCGCGGCUACGCCGUCCACGGCACCGUCCGCCACCUCGGCGAGGAGAAGACCGGCCAUCUGAGGCGGUUAGAGAACGCUUCCGAGAACCUCAGGCUCUUCAAGGCCGACCUCCUUGAUUACGACGCAAUGGCAGCUGCCAUCGUGGGAUGCCAGGGAGUUUUCCAUGUCGCCACUCCCGUUCCUUCGGGAAUCUUAACCGAUCCAGAGCUACAAAUGUUGGGCCCUGCUGUUACUGGCACCACGAAUGUGCUCAAGGCCGCCUCUGCCGCCUCUGCCCAGAGAGUCGUCGUCGUGUCAUCCAUGGUCGCCGUCGAGAUCAACCCCAAGGACUGGCCCCAAGGUAAAAUCAGAGAUGAGAGCUGCUGGUCGGACAAAGAAUUUUGCAGGAGCAACGAGAGCUGGUACCCAGUUGCUAAGAUCGCGGCGGAGGCGGCGGCACUCGAGUACGGGCGGGAGACCGGGCUCCGCGUGGUGACUCUGAAUCCGGCGCUGGUGUUCGGUCCCCUGCUCCAGCCGAGCAUCAACACUAGCAGCCAGUUCCUCAUCUACUUCCUCAAAGGAGGCCCUGACGAGACGAGGGACAAGCUGUGGCACAUCGUCGACGUCCGCGACGUCGCCGACGCGCUGCUCCUGCUCUACGAGGCGCCCGAGGCCACGGGCAGGCACAUCUGCGCGCCUCACUUCAUCACCGCCCGGGAGCUGCUGGGCUUGCUCAAGAGCAUGUACCCCGGGUACCCCUGCAUAGCCGAGGAGAGUAUACGUGACAUGGAUCACCCGGCUCCGAUGACCUCCGGGAAGCUGGAAAAGCUGGGGUGGAGCUCCCGGCCACUGAGGGAGACGAUCACGGACACCGUCGAGUUCUGCCGGGAGGCCGGGUUUCUUGAGGACGUGGAUGGUUUCCCCUCAACCUCUAGAUUUCUUCCAUUCGCCCGGCCAUGGCUGCCGCCUCAUCCUCCCCAGCGAGCUCGCCAAGCCCGCCAACUCCGAGGGCACCAAGCCCGUCACCAAGUUCACCUCCUCUUAGAUCGCUAGCCUUUGGCAGCGCUUGUAGUUACCUAGUGUUUGACUCGUUUGUUUUGAACUUAGAAGUGCUAGUGAUGGAUGAAUUUUUUGGACGUUUGUAGACAGAUUUAUGCAGUGAUGCUCUUGGGAAGGUUGUUGUUGUCACUGGUCAUCCCUGUAGCUUAAUACGCUACUCUGCAAUAAGUUUGAUUUGAACGAUUUUAUUAUCCUUUAA
Triticum dicoccoides is the source of this 1361-nucleotide messenger RNA. RefSeq names its product cinnamoyl-CoA reductase 1-like. Gene Ontology annotation, molecular function: oxidoreductase activity, acting on the CH-OH group of donors, NAD or NADP as acceptor. The record is from RefSeq and is a predicted model, not a curated record. The transcript is spliced from 6 exons. NCBI's taxonomy places the organism in Eukaryota, Viridiplantae, Streptophyta, Magnoliopsida, Poales, Poaceae. The coding region runs from base 23 to 1156 and encodes 377 amino acids.